This is a messenger RNA of Rattus rattus (black rat), 2808 nucleotides long. RefSeq names its product eukaryotic translation initiation factor 1A. Gene Ontology annotation, molecular function: RNA binding; translation initiation factor activity. NCBI's taxonomy places the organism in Eukaryota, Metazoa, Chordata, Mammalia, Rodentia, Muridae. Gene Ontology annotation, cellular component: cytoplasm. The transcript has 3 exons. The coding region runs from base 412 to 846 and encodes 144 amino acids. Gene Ontology annotation, biological process: translational initiation. The record is from RefSeq and is a predicted model, not a curated record.
GUAGUGAGGACGUGGAAGAGCGUGAGGCCUCGGCGUUGCGUGGGCGGCCCUCCUUGGGCGAGGGGAGGGGGCAGUGCGGGAACUCGACGGGAAGGGGCGUGGCCGGCCGUUGCCUAGGAAGGGCGCGUGGUCUCGCUGCUCGCCCGGCUGAGACGGUAGAGGGGUUCUGCUGCAUUUGUCACUACUGGGAAGACUACACCUUCCUGAGAGCCAGGCCAGAAAUUUUGUAGCUGUUAGAAGCCAGGACUCUGGAACACUGUUUGCUGCUUGUGGAUCUUCUAUACUUACAGUGUCGCUAUUCAGUCACUUCAGAUCUGCCACUAUUAAGAGACUUCCUGCCACCCAUCCUAGCAGUCACAGUCACUGUCAUCAGGGACUCCUCACCCAACCCCUGUGGUUGCCAUCUUCAUCAUGCCAAAGAAUAAAGGCAAAGGAGGCAAAAACAGGCGCAGAGGUAAAAAUGAAAAUGAAUCUGAGAAAAGAGAGUUAGUGUUUAAAGAGGAUGGGCAAGAGUAUGCUCAGGUGAUCAAAAUGCUGGGAAACGGACGGUUGGAAGCCAUGUGCUUUGACGGUGUGAGGAGGCUGUGCCACAUAAGAGGGAAGUUGAGAAAAAAGGUUUGGAUAAAUACCUCAGACAUUAUAUUGAUUGGUCUACGAGACUAUCAAGAUAACAAGGCUGACGUAAUCUUAAAGUAUAAUGCAGAUGAAGCAAGAAGUCUGAAGGCAUAUGGAGAACUUCCAGAACAUGCCAAAAUCAAUGAAACGGACACAUUUGGUCCUGGGGAUGACGAUGAAAUCCAGUUUGAUGAUAUUGGAGAUGAUGAUGAAGACAUUGAUGAUAUCUAACCUGACCUAAGCAUGUUACAUUUCAAGUUCUCUGAAGAUAGCUCUACACAAUUGGGAUCUUGACGUUCAGCUGUUAAGUAAAACUUCAUUUGGCAUGUGUAUGACUUGUUAAUGCAAAUUGAUGAAUUUUAUUUUUUGAAGUAUUAUAUUUCUUUGAAAACCAAAGAUGUUGAGUUAUCUUAAGUGACAUGUUAACACUUUGUGCUUCUGGAUAUAAUUGAACUUAGGGCACAGCAGUGUGCACUGUUAAGAGACUGCCUUUCCAUUUGUGAUGCUUCAUUUCUGGCACGUGAGUGUUUUGUGUCAGCAGUUCUGCCGGGUGACCACCGUAGGCUGGAGUAAGUCCUGGUCCAGCACACCUGCUUUAGACUCUAAUUGUCCAGCUGCAUUUGAGACGUCUCAAAGUUAGACAGGAUAUGGCUAUUUUUGUAUUUAUGGAGCCAUGCCAUUUUAUACUUACUACGUGAAGUUCCAUACAUUCAUUUUACCCUUUAAGUUGUUGUCAUCCAUAAAAAAAAUCUUACAGUGCAAUUUUUAAAUUUUAUGGGUAGCAAUUUUGAGUUUUAAAAAUUAGUCAUUGCAAAAAUUAAAUACUUAGAGGAGAUAAUCCAUUAUCUUGACUUUACAAAUAAAGUAGUUGACAAUGUUUAUAUGUAAUUUUACUUUUCUAAGGCAUACCCAAAAAAUAGGAAAUGAAAAUUAAAAGAGAAGUAAAUCUGUUCUGAUACUUGCAUAGAGAAAUUUUCAAAGAAGGUAGUUGUUAAUAGUUUGUGUUAAGUCAUUUUCAAAAAGUUAGCUACUGUAUUGAGGCUUGGAUAAUUACUAUGUAUUGAUUAAAGUUAGUUACAUAAUUGUACGAGGGAAGUUUUCCUUAAACUAAGCUUAGGUUAAAGGAAAAGGAGCCACAGCUUAAUGAAACCGUGGUUCCUAUUUUCUAAAUGGAGGAGUCUAGAAACAGAAACAAUAAAAACAUGUUGGUAUAAAAACAUUUUUUCUUUUUAAUAUGUUCAUUAUAUCUCUGGUAUAUAACAAAAAUAAAUGACUGGAUGAUUUCUAGUAUAUCAUGAGAGGCUUUUUUUUAAUUAGACACUGGGAUUUAAGAUAAACAACUAUUUUCCCAUUUAAGUAAUGCUGGUAUCAGGGUUCUGCAGUUUAACUCUUGCUGCUUAGGAAGUAAGUAUAACCUUGCUAUUAGUCAUCAGAUGCCUUUUAAAAGAAUAGUUCCUUUCUCAGGCUUUGUUCUAGAUACCUUCAACUGGUGCCUGAGCAUGAAAACAACAGUAUUCACCUUCACUUUUAUUUUUUGUUUUCCAGUUAGCCCAUAAUAAUGUAGCUUAAGGAAAUUACCCAGUCAAAAAGAAAGAAAAGCAAAUAACAGUUUUCUUGAUCAUUGAUUGGUGACUCUUCUAGAUGCUGAUGUAGAUCUUUGUAAAGGUUAAUUUUGUAAAAUGAACUAGACAUGGUGCCAGAUUAGAGUCAGAUCCCACCUCCCCAGAAGGACAGUGUGUCUUUAGAAAGGGAACAUCACUGGAGCUUUUUACUGCUAUACACAGUGCAUCUGAAUAUACUGUUAACUAAGAUUUAUCCCAUUGCUGCUGUACAUUUUUAGUACAGGAAGAAAAUUUGACCAUGGGCCAGCUAGCUUGAUGCAUUCAACAGCAAACAAGAUUAUCUCAAGUUAGGAGGUGAGGACCAGUGCCUGAAGAUGUCCUCUUAGUCCACAACAUGUACACAACAUAUAUGCAUCAGACAUGUACAAAGUUGCACUUGAUGAGGCUAUAGUAUCAUGUCUUGGUCAUUGCAAACUAUCAGAGGCAAACACUGAGGUAUUUACAUUGCCUGUUUACCAAUAUCUAAUUUCAAUCACAUUCUAGAUGAAGGAAUGAUUCUUUUAUAACAUGAGUGAUUUAUGCUGUAAAUGUUGACAUAAGUGUUAGAAUUAAAAUGACUUGUAGUGAAAUA